Messenger RNA from Ahaetulla prasina, 3918 nucleotides. RefSeq names its product leucine rich repeat containing 58 (gene LRRC58). The record is from RefSeq and is a predicted model, not a curated record. NCBI's taxonomy places the organism in Eukaryota, Metazoa, Chordata, Lepidosauria, Squamata, Colubridae. Bases 120 to 1199 code for a protein of 359 amino acids. Gene Ontology annotation, molecular function: protein binding. The transcript has 4 exons.
AACCUGUAUAAGUCUCGACCCAUUACAGGAGAAAGCGGCCGAAGCGCGGCUUGACGUUCUGCUACACAGGGCCCCACGAGCGCGGUCGUACUCAGGUUCCGGGGCUCGGUCUUGACGAGAUGGCGGAGGAAGGAGGGCAGGCCGAAGCCGAAGCCCGACGAGCGGGCGAGGAAGGCGAGCUUCGGCCGAGGGGCGCCGCGGAGCAGUCGUCGCGGCGCCUGGUGCUCCCCCAGUCCUGGCUGUCCCCGGCGGGCGAGCUGCCCGCGGGGCUCGGGAGCUGGUAUCCGGCCCUGGAGGUCUUGGACGUGAGCGGGACGGGGCUGUCGGUGCUGGGCCCCGAGUUGCUGGAGCUGGCGCAUCUGCACACGCUGCUGGCAAAGAACAACCGGCUGGGGUGCCGCGGGUCCCUCCCGAAGGGCCUGGCCAGCGCCCCCCUGGGCCAGUCCUUGUGCGUCCUCAACUUGAGCGGCAACCGGUUCACGCACUUCCCCGCCUCGCUCCUGGGCCUCUCCCGCCUCCAGAGCCUCAGUUUGGGGAGCAACCGGCUCCAGAGCAUCCCCCCAGCCAUCCAGGAGCUUAGCAGUUUAGAAUUUUUGUAUCUUGGAGGAAAUUUCAUUACUUCCAUUCCACCAGAGUUAGCAAACCUGUCUUCACUAAAUUACCUAGUCCUCUGUGAUAACAGGAUACAGAGUAUUCCACCUCAGUUGGCACAGUUGCAUUCACUUCGUUCUCUUAGCCUCCACAAUAACUUACUGACAUAUCUUCCUCGGGAGAUCCUGAAUCUAGUUCAGCUUGAAGAACUGAGUUUGCGUGGGAAUCCUUUGGUUGUGAGGUUUGUCCGUGAAUUGACCUAUAAUCCUCCAAGCCUUCAAGAACUGGCUGGACGCACUAUCAAAACUCGCAAUAUUCCUUAUGUUGCUAGUGAUCUCCCUGGAAAUCUUCUUCGAUAUUUGAGUCUGGCCAGCAAUUGUCCAAAUCCUAAGUGUGGAGGAGUCUAUUUUGACAGCUGUGUCCGCCAAAUAAAAUUUGUCGAUUUCUGUGGGAAGUACCGUGUUCCACUGAUGCACUACCUUUGUUCCCCAGAGUGUUCUUCCCCUUACAGUUCUGCAUCUCAGAGUUCUAAUUCCCAGAGUGAAUCUGAUUCAGAAGAUGAAGCCAUUGUUGCUGCACGCAGGAUGCAAAAGGUUCUUUUGGGAUAGGAGGAAGAGAUAAUACAAGAAGCAAGUGCCUGAUAUCCUGUGGAAUGGGCUUGCCUAUGUUAUAUCAUUCACAGAAAAUGCACCUGUAGAAUUAUCCAUAAGAAAGCCACUAAAUGCCUUAGGGAGAAAUUAGUAUAAAGACUUCUUACACCCUGCUGUCUGGAAGAACACUCUUAAAGCUUGAGUUGUUUCAGGAAUUCUUGGUAUUGGUGACUUGUUAGAGAUAUUUUAAACUCUUCAUCUCUGAUACUGGCUUUGAAGUGGAUUAUCUUUAGUCACUGAGAUAACACUAAUACUUACCUAAGAAUACAGGGUAGGAGUUCUUUAUUAAUGUGUUAAGCAACUAUUCUACUUGAAUAUUGGUCUUCCCAUAAAGGUGCUUGGGCUUUAUAUAUUUAUUUUUAACAAACUUCCUCCAAAAUGCACAAAUAUCAAAAUGUGUUACUUCCUUCUUUAGUUGGCUUUACUGCCUAUGAUCAAGUGCUAUGUUAUAACAGCAUUAAUGUGCCUUUCCAUAUUUUUAUACCAGCUCCAUUUUUCUGUCUUUCAGUGCAUUCCUAAAUUGUACCUCCAAAUAUUUAGCAGCAAAAUUAUUGCUUUUUUGCUAUUUUUUGACAAAGAACUGAAAUAGGUGUGCAUGGCGAAAGACAGACAAACAGCAAAACUGUAUUUUGCCAGUUAAAUUGUCCCAACUUCCUCCACAGGAGCUAAAUUCAGUGGGCUGCUGCAAUGCUCCCUAUGGCUAGUGCUCUUGAAAGUUGUGGUUCAGCAGAAUUGGAAAAGUUUCCAAUGCCUGUAUUAUGCUAUCAUCAUUAGUGCCUUCCUUGGGUUUUCUUCUUGAAGCCUGCCAUUUUCUAACUUGUGAGAAAGAUAAAGAAUUCACUGUUUCAAAGUUCAUUUAAAGCAAAAUUGCUUUAACAUUUUAUGUUAUGGGUCAUAUUUCAUUAUAUGUAAUUAUCUAUGUAUCUAUACGUUUAACAUAAAUAUAAAAGUCAGAUUUUUACCAACCCAUUUAUUUCUUCCAUUCUCUUUACUGCAAAGUUACUUACAUUAUAUCCUUCCUCUCUUCCCUUGUUCAUACUCACAUUAGUUUUUAUCAUAUGUGCAUUGCCUUUUUGCAAGACUCUGACCCAAACUUCCUGCCUCUCAUAUUUCUAAGCAUGUUGAAGUGUUGAAGAUACCUCAUACAUUUAGGGAUAUGUCUAGUCUCUACAAAAGAUAAAUAUUCACAGAGGAGUUACUGUUAUUAGGUAUCAUUAGGUUUAUCAGUGACAGUUUUGGUAAAGUUAUGCAAUCAUUUUUCAGCACACAACUCCCUUCUUCUCCACAGGAUUGUUUGGGCUCUUCAGUCUUUCCAGAAGCAGUAUUUAUUUUGCAGAUUGAAUGAGUAUUAUCAAUAGUAAUCACAUGUUGAGUGCUAAUUAAAAGUAAUACUUUUGCAAUGGACAGACUCUUUUCUGAAUGAAGUUAGGAAUGCUCUCAGCUUCAUAAAAAUCUAUAUGUAUAAGUGAGACGGGAAUCUCACAUAGAAAGAUCCCGGCAUUUUAGGGAGAAAGGAAUGCAGUAUUAUUACUGAGACCAUUGCAAGAUUUGUAAAAGAAAUUGGGAUCUACAGCUAUUUGUACUUUUCCAUUGCGGCUUCUGCCUCCAGUGAAAGAUUUUCUGUUUGAUAGGAUUGGUUUGUGGACUUGCAUGGAUACAUAUAUAUCAUUUACUCCCAAGUCUUUGAAAUGGCUCAUUUCAGAACCAUUCCAGCCAUUUCAGUGGUUGAUUUCAUACACAUAUAUAUUGUAUAUAUAGAAAGAAAUCAUAUGGAGUGAAUGUGGUAUGCAUCCUUUGCCAGAAUCCCCUAUCAGAUUAAUUUAUAUUUAGAUUCAGAUGUCAUUGAACUCUGGUUUCCACCAACCUCAGCCAACAACAAUACAAUAGUGUACUGCAAGAUCCUUAGCAUCUAGAGAACAAGAAUGAUCUGGUUUUACAAAUAAUGUCUUUAUAAGCAUUAAGAAAUGCUGCUUUUAAUAGCAAUAUAUAUUUUCCCCUUGUUCCCUUGUUAAUAUAAUCUAAUUUAUUAAAAUGAUCAAAAGGAAAAAUCCUUUAUCAUGACAUGAAGUUUUAAUUUUGCAACCUCAACUAAGAAUUAACUCCUAUACCUUCACUAAGGCAUGGAAAUAGAUUUAAAGGGAGUGUUUUCAGACCUGAAUGUGAUUACUAUUUCAUUUUAGCAUUAUAGUUACUACUGAUGCAUGUAGGCAUAUAUUCAUUCACUCUGCAAUUUCCAUCUUGAGAAUGAGUCUCAUACUCCUUUCCUCUAAACGUUUUAUGUUAUAUCAGCCCAAUGCAUGAUUUUGGAGAACUUAGAAUGUUUGUAAAUUAUUUGGUGACAUUUAUGUUGAUUCCAAUUAAGAUACAAUCUAACUGAAUUUUAUUGUUUUUCUUAGGAAUAAGAUCUCUAUUUUUUUCUCUUAAUUUAUUAAUGAUUUAUGUGUUUAAUGGAAUCUUGAUACUAUUUGAUGUCAGUCCUAUACAGGUAAAACCUAAUAUUGAUUUUUGUUUAAUCUGGCAUUUUUUGAUAAUGAGCUUAGGCAAUUUUAAAUUUUCUGUUUUUUCCAUGAUUGAUCUUAUUCUAAAUUGUGAUUGAAAAUAUUGUUUGUACAUGUGUAUUGUUUGUACAUGUGCUCCACCCACAGGCCUGCAAGAUUUCAUUAAAGCAUUAUUUAGA